Molecule: messenger RNA, 1719 nt
Organism: Echinococcus granulosus
Lineage: Eukaryota; Metazoa; Platyhelminthes; Cestoda; Cyclophyllidea; Taeniidae
Exons: 8
Coding region: 1-1719 (572 amino acids)
Source: RefSeq, a predicted model, not a curated record
AUGGAAUCCCGUUCGCAAAUAUUCAAAGCCCUCAGUGAACCGGACAAUCUAUUUCUCCUUUCUCGUACAGCCGUAGAUGAUCAGCACUGCUCCAGUGGCUCUUCUUCCGCCUCCCUUCUUCCUCUCGAUUCCCAGUCCCCCUUUCCUAACGACCAUUUGACCCGGCGAAUCCACUCAGCUGGUCAGCUAACUGUAAAGGCCCACGUCCCAUAUUCCGCCGUAGUUCACCACUGUGCAUUCCGCCCUCCUGUUCUUUCAUCAAGCGAUCAUCUCUCCGAUUCAUCCAGUGCCAGUGAUGACGAUGAAGGCAACGAUGUAAAUGAUGUUUCUGCAAACCUGCAGUACGAGCGCUUCGGUGAAAGUCCUCUUAGAGGAGACACCCUCUCUGAUCACCCCCACCUCGAAUACAUGAUGCUUACGUCGAUACCUCGGCGACGAGAGUUUUCCGAGCAGUUUCGUGAUUUGGCGCAGCUCCAUCAGCAAGCCGAUGUGCCGCGUGCCAAAUGGGAAGACGCAUCUCGCCUCUUUCCUAAACAAUUUGGUCUUCCGUCUUCUGUAGCAAUCAAUAUUUGGAAACAGGUUGAUAGCGACGCUGACAUGAUGCUCACCGAAGCCGAGUACUGCUUGGCAGCCCAUCUAGCCAACAAGUACGCCUCCACAGGUUUCAGUCUUCUCUCCUCGCAAUACCCGAUGCAGGAGAAACAAUCACCCUCACCUUUAUUGCAACAGGAGCGAACAUCACCAUCGAGAAAUGCGAGCUCUCCAUGUCAACACUUGCUGCGACGACGAAAGCUGAAACAAAACUACCGGGAUCCACAGGAGCAAAAUCAACGUAACUGUGACUUUGAUUAUCUGGAGAACGAGGAAGAUGAUUGCCAUGACCUGCUGAUCUCACCCGAUUUUCGGACUCUGGAUCAUGAAGAUGGCAGGUCUUCCUGUACCUCCUCUACAACACCCAAGAAUUUUGAGCAGCUAACAGACGAUGAAGACGAAGAAGAGGAGGAGGAUGACGAUCACAAGGCCGUGAGUGACGACGAAAUUGGUGUGAGAGCCUUACUUCCUUCUUCAGCUCGCCUCACGCGUCCACCUGCCGAUGCGACGGCGCUUUUGUGCGAUGAAAAUGGAGAGGAGGAUAGUGAUAAUUCCUUUGCUUCUUCCCCCUCAUCCACCUCUUCCAGUUCUCAGGGAUCUUCCUCCUCACCGCCAUCGUCAGUGCCGACAACGGCUUCCUUUUACGUGGCCGUAAAUACUCGCUCUGCAUGUAUUGCGUCUGAGGUCUAUCUACUUGAUCUGGCUCGAAGGUGUGCAGGAACAAUGUUCUCUCAGAAUGCCGAAGCUCUUGAUCCGGUAGAGAUUCUGAGUGAAUUCACCCAUCGGAGUAUUGAAGACAUCCUCUCCCUCUCUCUCGGUCGUCGACGUCGACUACUAGCUAGUUUAGUACGCGCGGCCAAGUCGACCAACUACACACUGCUACGACUGAACAACGAGUUGGCGGGCGAGUUGCAGGAGCUCUGCGAUCAGCACAUUAGUUUGAGUGCGCAGCUUUGUAUCACCCAUGAGAUUGGGAAAUGUCGACUUCAAUCCUUUUUUGCUGCCCCCGUCUGUGCCUUGCGUCUACCGCUCCACGUGUAUUGGGGUUUACCUGAUGAGGUGAUUUUAUCGAGUGGAAAUCUGGAUCAAGGGUUUGGGGGAUCUGCGGUUAUGCUGUUUGGCGGCUGA